This is a messenger RNA of Dissoconium aciculare CBS 342.82, 615 nucleotides long. RefSeq names its product DUF1770-domain-containing protein. Lineage: Eukaryota; Fungi; Ascomycota; Dothideomycetes; Mycosphaerellales; Dissoconiaceae. The record is from RefSeq and is a predicted model, not a curated record. The coding region runs from base 88 to 615 and encodes 175 amino acids. The transcript is spliced from 2 exons. Gene Ontology annotation, biological process: mitophagy. Gene Ontology annotation, molecular function: mitochondrion autophagosome adaptor activity.
CACGCCGACGACAUCGCAACAUCUUGAGAAAGCCGAUCAAUACCUGAGGGCCUUCUCAUAUAUCAUCCGGCAACCUCUAUAUCUGCAAUGGCUGAUCUACAAGAUGCAGCCAUCCAGGCUGCCGAGACCAUCCAAACAGCACACAUCAAAAGCAAUCCCGACCAACGCGAUCUGGCACCCAGCACAGCAGCAGAUGGGAAAGAGCAUGUGAUAUUCGAUAACUCCUUGGAUGUGACAUCAGAGAUCGACGACGUCAACGAAGAUGAAAUCCCUCUAUCCGUGUUGAGGCCUCUCCCACGCGAUCAGCCUUGGUCUAAGCCGUCACCGCAGACGAUGCCACUCCCAGAUCUUCGAUUCGAACAGAGCUAUUUGAAGAGCAUUGAGAGCGCGAAGACAUGGCAGAUGGUGGCGCUCAUAACGAUCAAAGAUCAGGUCUUGAUGCCACUGGUGCAGGGAUUGGGUUGGACACUAUGUGUCGCGGCGUGGCGGCAUGUCAACGUUAAUCCUCAGUUCGCUGGUCAAUCGGCAGGUGCGAGGCUACGGCGAUGGUGGUGGGGCGUCAACAACUGGAAGAUCCCGGGCAGAUUCGAGACGCCGACUGCACAUCGGAGAUGA